Messenger RNA from Penicillium riverlandense, 1014 nucleotides. RefSeq names its product alpha/beta fold hydrolase. Bases 1 to 1014 code for a protein of 337 amino acids. Lineage: Eukaryota; Fungi; Ascomycota; Eurotiomycetes; Eurotiales; Aspergillaceae. The transcript has a single exon. The record is from RefSeq and is a predicted model, not a curated record.
AUGACCGCAAAGGAUGUCUAUGACAGACUGGCCGGCCAGGAGGAGCACAUUCUUCCCCUAACGAACAACAGACGGCUAGCCUACGCCCACAACGGGCCCAUCACGUCCCGGACUGUGAUCAUCUUCUUCCCAGGCCUCUUCGGCGUCGGUAGUGCAUCGAGAGUGUCUGAAUCAUGUCGUUCGCUAGGAGCCCAUUUGAUCGCCCUGACUCUUCCCGGAAUGGGAAAUACCAGCACCCGCGACAAGUCAGUGCCCUACCACAUCUCGCUAGCCAAAGACAUAACCGCUCUACUCGCCCACCUAUACCCGACAGAUGCAUUUGACACCCUGUAUCUGUCGGGCGGAUCGUACGGAACGGUGCCAGCACAGAUGCUAUACGGAGCGCCAUAUGAUCUGUUUCCAGCGGGCCGCAAAGUGGCAGGUUGUCUCUUGCUUUCUGGCUUCUCGCCUCUAAAAUACCAUCAUGACUACGCGAGGUCACUAAGUUGGCAGAACUGGUUCUCCUUCGGUCCGCCUACGCAGCUGAUUCCGUUCCAUGGUCUACAAUGGCUCUUUAGGGGGAUCGUUGGGUCAAAGAUGAACACCGUUGACGGGGCGAAAGAGUUCCUACAACAACAAAUUUUCCGCAAAAUGGAUAGCGAGGAAAGAUCGACAUUCCAUCAAUGGCUUGAAAUAUGCGGGCUAAGCGAGGAUGCCUUUGUCGAACGAAUGGCCAGUGAUACUAUCCGAUGUAAUCAGAACUGGGAUGGAUUCAUGGAAGUAUCGGAUGUCAUCCAUUCGGACUGGGGGUUUGAGCCCAAGGAGCUGGAUGAUGAGCAUGCGUCGAAACCUAUGCUUGUGGUCGGGUCAAGCAACGAUCAGAUUGGUGGGAGUACUAACGAUUGGAUGGUGGAUAAUUAUAGGUCUGCCAAGUUGAAAUUGUUGCCGGGGGGUCAUAUCUCGUCGCUGUACUGUAUGGAUGAACUAUGGACGGAGAUGAUUGGCAGUGAGUACACGAAGACAACAUUUUCGUGA